Molecule: messenger RNA, 430 nt
Organism: Acanthisitta chloris (rifleman)
Lineage: Eukaryota; Metazoa; Chordata; Aves; Passeriformes; Acanthisittidae
Gene: UBA52
Product: ubiquitin A-52 residue ribosomal protein fusion product 1
Exons: 4
Coding region: 7-393 (128 amino acids)
Biological process (GO): modification-dependent protein catabolic process; translation; protein ubiquitination
Cellular component (GO): nucleus; ribosome; cytoplasm
Molecular function (GO): structural constituent of ribosome; ubiquitin protein ligase binding; protein tag activity
Source: RefSeq, a predicted model, not a curated record
GCCAAGAUGCAGAUCUUUGUGAAGACCCUGACGGGCAAAACCAUCACCCUAGAGGUGGAGCCCAACGACACCAUCGAGAACGUGAAAGCCAAAAUCCAGGACAAGGAAGGGAUCCCCCCCGACCAGCAGCGUCUGAUCUUCGCGGGGAAGCAGCUGGAGGAUGGCCGUACCCUCGCUGACUACAACAUCCAGAAAGAGUCCACCCUGCACCUGGUGCUGCGUCUGCGGGGAGGCAUCAUCGAGCCCUCCCUGCGCCAGCUCGCCCAGAAAUACAACUGUGACAAGAUGAUCUGCCGCAAGUGCUACGCUCGCCUGCACCCUCGAGCCGUCAACUGCCGCAAGAAGAAGUGUGGCCACACCAACAACCUGCGCCCCAAGAAGAAGGUUAAGUAGAGCCACAGGUCCUGCCUGGACUGGCUAAUAAAGUAUC